Homalodisca vitripennis (glassy-winged sharpshooter) is the source of this 4403-nucleotide messenger RNA. It is a transcript of the gene BuGZ, whose product is annotated as BUB3-interacting and GLEBS motif-containing protein ZNF207. Gene Ontology annotation, cellular component: nucleus. The transcript has 11 exons. Lineage: Eukaryota; Metazoa; Arthropoda; Insecta; Hemiptera; Cicadellidae. Gene Ontology annotation, molecular function: DNA binding. The record is from RefSeq and is a predicted model, not a curated record. The coding region runs from base 230 to 1558 and encodes 442 amino acids.
ACUCUUCUUGAACGAUGUCUUAGUCAGCCAUUUUUAUUUCUAGUGUGAAUUGAAGGUGGUGCCAAAGUUAUUAAGUUUUUAUGUUGAAUUGUAGUUAUUAGUUUAUUAAAAUUAUAUAACACACAUAUUCUAUAAUAGUACUUGUUAUGAAAUAUUACCAAGUUUGACACGCACAAUAGGAAAUAUUUAGUUCCUAAUUUGUAACAGAACUAGUGUUGUCUAAGCUGCAAUGGGUCGCAAGAAAAAGAAGCAAAGUAAACCCUGGUGUUGGUAUUGCAACCGUGAGUUUGAGGACGAGAAGAUUCUCAUUCAGCACCAGAAAGCUAAACAUUUCAAAUGUCACAUAUGCCACAAAAAAUUGUACACGGGUCCAGGACUCUCAAUACAUUGUAUGCAGGUUCAUAAAGAAGCAAUUGACAAGGUACCCAACUCUCUGUCCUCCAGAUCUAAUAUAGAGAUAGAGAUUUAUGGCAUGGAAGGCAUCCCUCCAGAGGAUCUCAAGGAACAUGAGAGGCACAAGCAGGGAAAGCAAGGGCGGGCUGCCUCUCCUGACAGCGGAGAUGAGGAUCCUCCUGCCAAGAAAAACAAGCCAGAGGGGCUGCUGGGAACUGCCCCGCCGGGGAUGGCACCAGGAAUGAUGCCUCCAGGAAUGAUGCCCCCACCACACCCCAUGGGUCCAGGCAUGAUGCCUCCUAUGGGCCCAAUGAUGGGCCCCAUGGGGCCGAUGGGGCCUCCUUUCAUGGGACCUGGAAUGGGUAUGAUGGGGCCUGGCGGACCGAUGGGGGCCCCGCUACCUGGAGCCCCGCCCAUGGGCCCCCCGCCAUCACAGCAGAACAAACCUCUGUUCCCUAGUGCGGCGGCUCUGGCUGCGUCAACGUCCAGUUCUACUCCUGUCGGUGCUGACUUCAAGCCCAUCACCAGCCAAGCAACCAUCGGCCCAGUCAAGCCCACCUUCCCUGCGUAUAGCAACUCUAGCAGUUCUACCUCCAACUCCACUACCAACUCCACCACACCGUCGGGUACGGAGCCGUCCAAAGUGAGCCUCAUCAACACAGUAGGUGCUUCCAGCAAGAUUGUCCAUCCUCAGGAAGAUAUAUCUCUGGAAGAGUUCAGAUCCAGACAACCCAAGUACAAGGCCCCCGAACCGGUGGUAACCAGUCCCAAGGUGGAGGUGGUACAGUCUCAAGCCACACCCCCUGCCACAUCCACCCCCUCGUCUGUGGCACAAGCGGCAGUAGAGGUUAGUUUCUUGCACGACUUGCACCCUCAUAUGGAUCGCAGACCGAUGCUAGCCAGGUUCCCGAUGGCGAUGCCGGUGUCUGUGGCCAGCAUGAUGCAAGGGCCCCCCACCAUGCUACCAGGUCCCAUGCUGCGACCAGGCCCCAUGCCCUUAGCCGGGCCCCACCUCAAUAUGGGUAUGAUGAGGCCCCCCCACAUGGGGAUACACCCAGGUCUGAUCGGAGCGCUGCCGCCGGGGGGCAUGAUGCCGUACGGGGGCCCCCCGAUGGCAUUCCCGGGGCCCCCGAUGCUCCCCAUGAUGCACCACCGCUUCAGAUGAUCCCAAGGUAUUCCGGGGGGCCUAUGGCUGUUAUGGCCUGACCCAUAGCAUGGGUGUCUUACCGUUUGAGUGUUAGUGCACCUCUAUCUAUCGGCAGCCUACAAGUCCCAUAGUCACCCCGGGGCUAAACAGAAAACAUCUGAACUCGGCUCUACUCAGCUUCUCAAUUUUAAAUUUAAAGUCACUUUUAUUGUGCAAACCGUACCUUAAUGGAUUUUAUCUGAAAUGUAAAACCACAAUAGCGGGGAUCUCCUACAAUCGUGAGUCACACUCCAUACUUCCUUGUUCGUAAAACAACCAUGGAUUUGUAUUUCAAUAGUUGUUACUUAUUUAGUUAAAUGAAUCCCGUGGUGAAGCCAUGAAAUAUUGUUCACAGUUUUCAAUGUAAAUUUUCAGCAGUUGAAUAUCUUUUUUUAAAUUUAUAUUUAUUAAUUUAAAAAUGGAACUCAUAAAUUUAAUUAAGGUCUUACUGAUAGAAUUUGAUACAGCGAAGUAGUGAGCAGAAAACAAAGAGCAUGUUAGCUAAGGUUUAUUUACUAAAACAAUAAGGCAUAGUGGAAGUAAAUAUUAUAAGGGGUAAGGUUGAUGGGUUUCACUGAAACCGGUGGAACCAAGUGGCAUGGAGACAACAGAUGGUUUCUGCGAGCCUACUGGUUGGGAAUGGUGUUCUGUUAGUCUGUGCUUAGACCAUUCCUCUUGUCCACAUACAUUCAUCCUGUCCGAGAGGUAAGCUGCUCGCUCGAUGGAUGCUCCUUCAAAAACACGAACAUUUGAGACAAUCGCAGUCGCGUGUGUCGUUUGGAAAAUGUGUGACUUUUACCUCAUGGUGAUUAUAUUUGUUAAUUUUCAAAUGUUCGGGCAAAAACUAAUUGAAACGAAAUUGAAAAUUAUUAUUAUAACAUUUGUUUUGUUUUGUCAUUUGCUGAAUUGUUUUCUUUUAGAUUUUUAGUGGUGAAGUUCACGUACUUUAGCAGUUAUUCUCCCCAAGAGAGUAUUGGUUGGAUAUCAGUUUUCUUUCAAAAGCUCAAUACGUUUUUGCACAAAUUCUUUUCAUUGUUUUAAUAAAAUUAAUAGAAGUUGAUUGUUGUAGAUUUUUCUGAAAACUAUUAUUGUUAGUUUAAUAAAUACUGUAUGAACGUAAUACAAAAAGGUUACUCUAUUAUUAUUGUGGAUAAAAUAUGAUCUCUUUAAGUUGAUUUCACAUUCACUGAUAGUAACAAUAUAGUAAUAUGUUGCAUGAAUUCUCAAGAAUAUUUUCAUAUUGUUGUUUGUUUCUUUUAUUGCGUCUUGUUAAAUUUUUAUUCAAACUGUUUAAUAACAAAGAAAUCCACAUUGAUUUCAGAGUUUAUUUAAACCCACAGUAGUCCCAAGUUGUGUUAUCUCGCGAGAACGAGAGGCUGGCCCACUGUGUGGAAAGCCAUUUACCGCAUUUCCGUUGUGUUUUAUUUAAUGUUUGAAAUAUAGUCGUAUAUUAACCUGAGACAAGUCUAACCUUUAUUAUUAUCGAUUAAAGUAGUUCUUUGGAUUGUAUUUUGGUAGUGGACGUUGGUUCUAGUAGGUGAUUUAGACGAUUUGGAGUAGCAUCUUGGAGCGUAUCCACUUUGGUGAAAUCUUGUCACAUUGGUGAUAUUUGUGUUGAAAGCCGGUAAGUGGAAUUGUUAUUUUGUAAACUGGCUUGCACAAGAAGUCUUCACACGUGUUGUGGCUCUCGGUAACUGUGCUUUCACAUCCGAUUUCGGGAUCAGGCAUCUACAAGGAAGUCUUACUAGUGUUAUUUUUGUUUUUGAGGAUUAAAAUUUGUAAUGGCUAUUUUUGGCGGUGUUUUAAAGACUUGAGUUGCAAAACAUGAUUAGAAUUAUUAUUAACACGCUUUUUUCGUGGCCUUGGAUUAUUGAUUUGGUGAUAUUUUCUAUAAUACUAAUGAACGUGUAUGUAUUAUAUAAAUAAGGUUUUUUGUGGUGAGGAAAGCAUUUAGCUUUAACAUAGGGAUAGGAUUUUAUUUCUCUGUUAUAUAAAUUUCAGAAGAAUUGUUUAAACUCAUCCCAAAAACAAGUCUAUCUGGUAUUCAGGAACUAAGAACAUUUUUAUAAGCAUGCGAUAUAACAAUGUUUGUACAAUCUCUUAUAAUAUGUGCUGAGUACCUGUACAUAAUCUAUUUAUGUACACCAUUGAACACAAAUUUUCUGUACACGUCAACAAAUGUUUGUGUAUUACACUUUCAAAAUAAGCAUGAAGUCAAAAAAUAAAUACUUAAAUCAAUUAAUUUUUUUAUUGCUGCCUCACAAAAGCCUUUGCAGAUAGUAGAAAUUUGUUUGGAUCAAGUAGGUCCUCACUUUAAUUUUAAUUUUAACAGUAUUGUCAAAGAAUUAAAAAGUUUGGGUUUAUAAUAAUCAGCAUCAUCUUAAAAAAAGCACCAUCCUAAAUUUCCCAGCCAUUACAAUUUUAUGUAGAAUUUAAUUAUAUGCAAUAAUUUUAAUUAUGUUUCUGGUCUGUAUUGAAGUUUUUUAAAUUUUAAUUAACUUCUGACCAUUUUUACGUGUUAACUUUCCAAACUGUUGUAGUAAAUUGUGAUUGGAUGACACAUUGGUGAGAUAUAUCUCACGGUUACCGAGCGCCACAGCAUCAUCUGCAGGUUUGGAUACACAAAUCAGUCACAAUUAAUUAACAAGCUACUGACUGUAAAACCGUAAUAUCUACAAUAUGAAUGUUACAAUUUUAAGGCAAUGAAGUUAAAUUUGAGAAUAUGUUUUCUUAAUCUAGCCCUGGCUUUAACUGUUGUCCAUGCAUUGUGAAUUUGUCUACACCUUUUCAUAUUUUAUUGUAAUAAAUAGAUUGUUGUUCCCUA